UUUUUGAACCGAAUGUGGCUUACAGUUGUGAUUGACUAGUUGUAAUAGUAUAUAAUUUAUUUGAAUUGUACAUUUUAAUCAAAUUUUUACUUAGUUUUUCUUGUAAAAAUGCCCUUUUCACUCGAAAAUGACCGCUAAAGUAAUUUCAAUUGGUUGGAGAGGCUUGAGGGCCCUAUGUUUGGCUUAUGUUGUUGCUGAAUACGGCUUUAAAGUAGCUUUGAUUGAUGGAUCGUCAAUGAAGCCUACUCUGAACCACCGAGAUAUCGUUUUAAGUAACCAAUGGACUCCUAUUUUCGGUAAUGUAAAAAGAAGUGAUAUAGUCAUCUUUAGAUCUCCAAUGGACCCUAAAAAGUAUCAUUGUAAAAGAAUUAAAGCGAUGGAAGGCGAUCGAGUUCGAAAGGGCUUCACAUCAAUAUCGGUACCAAAAGGACAUGUUUGGGUAGAAGGAGAUAAUUAUUAUCAUUCAAAAGACUCAAGAGAUCAUGGUCCAAUACCAAUCGGGUUGAUCAUAGGAGUAGUGUUUUGUAAGAUUUAUCCCUUUCUCGAUGCUAAAUUUCUUUCCUGAUUGGAUUUACUUGAUCACCAAUGAGAAUUGGAUUUGGUCACUAAUUUGCUUAACAAGCGAUGAAAUAUAGAAGCGAUAAAGACCCAGUCAUCCUUAGAAGAUACUUGUAUGCUGUUUAUGAGUAGAUAAACUAAAAAAUGGAAGUUAUCCUUCCUUCCUUCCUAAAGAUUAAAGGUUAAAUAAAACUCUGAUGUGAUAAA
Molecule: messenger RNA, 765 nt
Organism: Tetranychus urticae (two-spotted spider mite)
Lineage: Eukaryota; Metazoa; Arthropoda; Arachnida; Trombidiformes; Tetranychidae
Product: mitochondrial inner membrane protease subunit 1
Cellular component (GO): mitochondrial inner membrane peptidase complex; membrane
Molecular function (GO): serine-type endopeptidase activity
Source: RefSeq, a predicted model, not a curated record